CAAAUCUGCUCCAGACUAGAACAGUAAAAGUUCAGCAGACACUUCUGGAAGCUCUCAAACAUACAGCCUAACUUUUACUAACUUAACUUUUCAAAAUGACAUCAUUAGCAAAAGUCCUGAUGGUCAGUUUGUGCGUCAUCUAUCUGGCUUUGCAGUGGACUUCACCCACUUUUGAUCCAGAGUCGCUCAGAGGCGCCAGAGUUCUGGUGACGGGGGCCAGCUCAGGUAUCGGGGAGCAGAUGGCCUAUCACUACGCCCGCUUUGGAGCCCAGGUAGUCAUUACAGCCCGGAGGGAGAAAGUUCUGCAGCAGGUGGUGGAGAAGUGCCUCAGUCUGGGGGCUCAGAAGGCGGUCUACAUAGCAGCAGACAUGAGCACGGAUGCAGACCCUGACAGAGUGGUGGAUUUUGCUCUGGAGGAGCUGGGAGGCUUGGAUUACCUAGUUCUGAACCACAUUGGGCCGAGCUACAUCCGGAUGUGGGAUGGAGAUCACGAACAGGUUCAGCAGCUCAUGAAGAUCAACUUCCACAGCUACGUCCAGAUGGCGGGGAGAGCUCUGCCCUUCCUGGAGCGGACCGGAGGAGCUUUGGUGGUCGUGUCAUCCGUUGGCGGUCGAGUCAACACUCCCUGCGUGGCUCCAUAUACUUCAACCAAAUUUGCCUUGAAUGGCUUCUUCGGGUCCCUUCGUCACGAGCUGGUGAUGAAGAGGAGCAACGUGUCCAUCUCCAUAUGCACCCUGGGGCUCAUAGACACAGCAUCCGCUAUGAAGCACGUCAGGGAGUUCACGGACAUGCCGGCUUACCCUGCAGCAGACGCCGCGCUGAACAUCAUCAUCACAGGAGCAACGAGGCAGAGGGAGCUCUUCUACCCCUGGUUCACGCAGGUCAUGGCUCUCACCAAAGACUGGUGUCCUUCCUUAUCAGAUUACAUGAUCCAGAAGUUCUGCAAGAACUCCUAACUGCACCGUGGCGGCACUGUGGACAGACCUGCCUGCUCCUCAGAUUGAAGAGGAGGACAUCUGUUAAAGCUGGUCCUCUCUCCAACAUCGUAUUAUUUCUAUGUUUUUGUGUGAGUUUAUUUGCUCAGAUUUUAAUGUUUGUCAGAAAUAAUCCCAAUCUUUGCUUAGUUAUUAAAAAUGGGCAAUCUGAUUAGAAAAAGUCAUUUUGAAUAAAAGAGGUCAUUUCUUUCUGGCCGAAAGUUGCUCCGACAGUCUUCCUCUGUGGAAAGAAUGUGAUGCUUUUUCUGUUCCUCCAUCCUUUAGUCAGAUACAUUCUGUUAUGUUGAACCUAUUGGAGGAAAAACACCUUUUUAUAAUCACCU
Molecule: messenger RNA, 1318 nt
Organism: Oryzias latipes (Japanese medaka)
Lineage: Eukaryota; Metazoa; Chordata; Actinopteri; Beloniformes; Adrianichthyidae
Product: hydroxysteroid 11-beta-dehydrogenase 1-like protein
Cellular component (GO): intracellular membrane-bounded organelle
Molecular function (GO): oxidoreductase activity
Source: RefSeq, a predicted model, not a curated record